Messenger RNA from Annulohypoxylon truncatum, 1878 nucleotides. RefSeq names its product MATE efflux family protein. NCBI's taxonomy places the organism in Eukaryota, Fungi, Ascomycota, Sordariomycetes, Xylariales, Hypoxylaceae. Gene Ontology annotation, cellular component: membrane. The coding region runs from base 228 to 1679 and encodes 483 amino acids. Gene Ontology annotation, biological process: xenobiotic detoxification by transmembrane export across the plasma membrane. The record is from RefSeq and is a predicted model, not a curated record. The transcript has a single exon. Gene Ontology annotation, molecular function: xenobiotic transmembrane transporter activity; antiporter activity.
GUGCAUAACUGUGUUAGAUAUUUAUUUGCCAAUGGCAUCAUUGUGCUUAAAGAGCUAGUGAUUGUGCAUGGCCGUGUAACGACCAAUAAUAUUGAAAUAUCCCAUAUCUAAACUCCACCAUAAUAUUUUUUAGUCAGUUUUCAAGACCGACUUUCGACAUUCGAACCUUGGUCUUUACUAAACUCAAUGGUGUCUGCUUGGAGAUCUAGGUUGGCCCUUUAGCAAUCAUGGUUUCGAACAUACAAGAUGAUGAAGUGGCUCAUAACUGUCACACAGAAACCACGCCGCUUUUAUCAAAUUCCGAGCCCUUAGAAUCAGAUACCAGCGGUAGCUGGGGUGCAGAACUAUGGCUUCUUUUACAGUACUCUGUUCCUCUUAUAGCGACUUAUCUUCUUCAGUAUUCAUAUAGCGUUAUCACGACCUUCGUCGCAGGUCAUCUUAGCGCCGAUGCUCUUGCAGCUGCCAGUAUAGGUAUGACAACAAUGAACAUCGUCGGAUUCGCCACUAUCGAGGGCAUGGCCACAGCUCUCGACACAUUGUGCGCUCAGGCAUAUGGUUCGGGGAACCUUCCUGGUGUCGGAUUGCAUGUCCAGAAGAUGCUACUUCUCAUGACGUUAGCCAUCAUCCCCAUUGGCAUCUUCUGGAUCUGCUCCCCAUGGGUGCUGUCGCUCUUCGUCAGACAACACCAUCUAGCCGUGAUGGCAGGCUCUUUCCUGCGGGUUAGCCUUAUUGGUUUACCCGGAUACGCCUCAUUCGAGGCAGGCAAGCGGUUCCUCCAAGCCCAGGGGGACUUCAAAGCUGCCUUGUUUGCUAUUUCAAUAUGCACCCCGAUCAAUGCUCUUCUCAGCUGGUUCUUCGUGUUCAAGAUGGGGAUGGGUCUCGAUGGCGCCGCGUUGGGAGUCGCGCUCACUAAUAACCUCCGGCCUGUGCUUCUUCUCAUCUACAUCCUGCUACCAAUGGGAAAAUGGUCGCGUCAAUGCUGGGGCGGGUUCUCGCGGGACGCCCUCUCCAAGUGGGGACCUAUGGUACGGCUCUCAUUAGCAGGGUUUGCUGUGAACUUGGGGGAAUGGGCCGCUUUUGAGGUGGUGACCUUCAGCACUUCCUACCUCAGCACGAACCAUCUUGCGGCGCAAUCAGUCGUGAUGACAAUUUCGAUCGUAUCUUGGCACAUCCCCUUCUCGAUGAGCGUCGCAAUAAGUACACGCAUCGGUCACCUAAUCGGAGGUGGCCUUGUCACAACGGCUCAACGCGCGGCCGUCCUGUAUGCUGUUGUCUGUACAGUUGUCGGAAGCGUCGAUGGACUGAUAAUACUUGUUCUACGGAACCAACUUUUGACUUUCUUCUCAGAAGAUGAUGCUGUCGUUGGUAUUGCCUCUAAGACUAUGCUUACAGUUGCGGCGUUUCAGAUUAUAGACGCUAUCAUAUGCUGUACUAACGGUUUGCUUCGUGGCCUUGGACGCCAGUCCUUCGCUGCUUGUGUAGUGUUUGUGGUCAAUUACUUGGGUGCUGUUCCAUUAGCAUUGUGGUUAGAGUUGGGCUCACCGGCCUUGGAAUUGAACGGUGUUUGGAUUGGCCUUGGUAGUGGUAUGGUGCUGACCGCUGUCAUCGAGGGCAUAUAUAUGAAAUCAAUGAGGUGGCAGGACUGCGUAGCUAGCGUGAAGUCGAGAGAAGGCCUGUAGGGAACAUGGUAUGAUUAAGCACCUACCCAGAGCCUCAGCAUGCACGUUUCAAUCAUGUUGUCUUGGCUACAACAUUAAUGUAACUCGAAGGGUCUUGUCGUUAUAUUUUGGAUCGUCAAAGAGGCGUGUUGCCUUACCAUGUAGUGGAAUUAUAGGUAUGAAAUAGAUGCAAUACCACUCUGGAUAAAUUGCUCAUGUC